CUACCGCACUCAGCUCGCACCAUGAGCUCAGUCCUCGCUGCCGCUCUGGCGGUUCUCGGGCUUCUGGGCGGAGGCGACGCGCGUGUUUUGACGAGGUGCGGGCUUGCCAGAGUUCUCGUGUGGUACGGAACACCCAGGGACCUGGUGCCGGACUUCGUGUGCCUCGCUGAAGCAGAAAGCAGUCUCGACACCGCAAAAGUGGCCACCACGGAUGGAAGUGCGCGAAAUGGUUACGGCAUAUUUCAGAUAAACGACACAGAGUGGUGCUCCUCUUCCGGCAUUAACCGCUGCAACGUGAGAUGCGAGGAGCUCCUUGCGGACGACAUCAGGCAGUCUCUCGCUUGCGCCAACCUCAUCUACAGCAACGCUCUCCGUUACAGCGAGUCGGGUUUUGAGCCAUGGUUGGGGUGGAAGGAAAGUUGCAGGGGCCAAGAUCUGACGAAGUUCAUGGAUGACCAGACGACAGGCAAAGCGUGUCUCUAUUAACUUUCUAAUAUCAGACAGUAAACCAACACGAAUAUGUACACAGUCCC
Molecule: messenger RNA, 533 nt
Organism: Ixodes scapularis (black-legged tick)
Lineage: Eukaryota; Metazoa; Arthropoda; Arachnida; Ixodida; Ixodidae
Product: lysozyme-like
Exons: 5
Coding region: 22-486 (154 amino acids)
Source: RefSeq, a predicted model, not a curated record